AUGUACCACCGACACUGCUUGAAAUGUGUCGUGUGCAACAGACGUUUGGAUAGCGUGUCAUUAUUGGAGCAUGAUGGUGAGCCAUUUUGCAGCAAUUGCCAUCGCACACAUUUGGGUCAAGGCAAGGACAGGUUUGGCACGGCCGUUCCUUUGAAACCCAAGAUUCCCAUACUCACUUCGCAGAAUCCGCCAACAACAUCGCAUUGCAAGCCAUCACAGCCUCCUCCAUCUAAAGCCAAUUCCGAUACCAAUAUCAGUGCUAGAAAGCCGUUACCCAUAAGUCCGUCUGGAAGUCAAGAUCCUUUGCCUAUUCCGGCAUCGCUAAGUAUGCAGAAUGUUGUUCCUCUACACGGCCCGCCAGCGGUGGGACAGACCCCUCUAUGUGGGCGUUGCCAAACACCUGUGUACUUUGCCGAGCAAAAGCAUGCGGCGAAUCGGAAAUGGCAUCGUGCAUGUCUGCGAUGUGAAGGAUGCCGAGCGUCCCUAGAACCGAAUCGCGUGGAAGAAGGACCGGCCGACCUAUGGGAUCAAGGUUGGGUCAACACCUGGUGUCAUAUGUGCUAUUCCAAGAAAUUUGGACCAAAAGGCAUAGGUGUCGCAGGCAUGUCUUAUCCCACACCGCCCAAAUAG
This is a messenger RNA of Malassezia globosa CBS 7966, 630 nucleotides long. RefSeq lists its product as uncharacterized. Gene Ontology annotation, cellular component: cytoplasm. The record is from RefSeq and is a predicted model, not a curated record. The coding region runs from base 1 to 630 and encodes 209 amino acids. Gene Ontology annotation, biological process: actin cytoskeleton organization. Lineage: Eukaryota; Fungi; Basidiomycota; Malasseziomycetes; Malasseziales; Malasseziaceae. The transcript is spliced from 3 exons.